CAUCACUGGCCACAAGCAGGCUAAGGCACUCCAGGCUUCCAACCUUUGCUGCCUUGUGUAGUGGAGCUUCUCCUAAAACAUCCUUAAGAAUACACGUUGUGGAAAAAGGAUGAAGUUGACCAGUGAAAAGUUGCCCAAGAACCCCUUUUAUGCCUCUCUAUCUCAGAAUGCUGUUAAAAAACAAAAAUUCUUCCAGUGGAAAAAGGAAAAGACUGAUCAUUACACCCAUGCUAGUUUGGUGGAUAAGGCAUUGCAGCUCUUGAAGGAAAGAAUACGAAAUGGGGACCAUCUGGCAUAUUUCCUACGAGGUCAACUCUACUUUGAAGAGGGAUGGUAUGAAGAAGCAUUAGAACAGUUUGAAGAAAUCAAGGAGAAAGACCAUCAAGCAACUUACCAGCUAGGAGUGAUGUAUUAUGACGCGCUGGGGACCACUCUAGACGCUGAGAAAGGGGUGGACUAUAUGAAGAAAAUUAUUGAUUCUCCAUGUCCCAAAGCAAGGCACUUAAAAUUUGCAGCCGCUUACAACCUCGGAAGAGCUUAUUAUGAAGGAAAAGGUGUUAAACGAUCAAAUGAGGAAGCUGAAAGACUGUGGCUUAUUGCAGCAGACAAUGGGAACCCCAAAGCCAGUGUGAAGGCUCAAGGCAUCCUCGGGCUGUAUUACGCCACCAAGGAGCCCAGAGAGUUAGAAAAGGCAUUUUACUGGCAUUCAGAGGCAUGUGGCAAUGGGAAUCUGGAGUCCCAGGGUGCGCUUGGUCUCAUGUACUUGUACGGACAAGGCAUCCGCCAGGAUACUGAAGCUGCCCUGCAUUGCCUAAGAGAAGCAGCAGAACGGGGAAAUGUCUAUGCUCAAGGCAAUCUCGUGGAGUAUUACUACAAGAUGAAAUUUUUUACAAAGUGUGUUGCAUUUUCCAAAAGGAUUGCUGAUUAUGAUGAGGUUCACGACAUCCCCAUGAUCGCCCAGGUCACAGAAUGUCUCCCGGAGUUCAUCAGCAGAGGCAUGGCGAUGGCAUCCUUCUACCAUGCAAGGUGUCUUCAGCUUGGCUUGGGCAUCACCAGGGACGAAGCAACAGCUAAACACUAUUAUUCUAAAGCUUGCCGUCUGAAUCCUGCAUUGGCGGAUGAACUUCACUCUUUACUUAUUCGUCAAAGAAUCUAGACCACAAUGUAUUUCAACAAAGAUCAUCCAUGCUAACACCUCACAAUGUGUGUAUUUUUACAGUAGCUAUGUUUGCUUAUUUUGCACAUUGCAAAUUACACUAUCCUGGGUAUUUUACAGGUGACAUGUUACUUCGUUCUUGAAUUUGUACACUGUUAAGUUUUGCAACUUCCCUAGAUACAGGGUCAAAUUGCUGGAAGAAUCCUCAAAGGUCCACCUCUUAGCCUACAGACUGGCCUAGACAAUAUCAACUAUGAAAACCAUUCUAUAAAGCAACUAUCUUUUUCCUUUCUUAAAUACCGAGUCUCCAAAAAGACUUAGUAUAACUUUAGUUUAAUAAGUUCAGAAGUAGAAAUGAUACAAACUUAUUUAAAAACAUCAUUUGAAAGUUUAACUCUUUAAAUUUGUCACUUAUUUAGUUUUGUGAAUUUUGAAUAAUACCAUUUGAAUUUUGUUUUAGUCAUUAAAAAUUUUUAAAUGUAAAUUCACAAAACUAAAUAAGGGUAAAAGUAAAGAAACUUAAAUAAGUGUGUGUAGCAUUUCUACUUCUGAAGUUACUAAAGCUAAAACUGCACUAAGCCUUUUGAGACAUCCUCUAUUCUUAAAAAGGUCCAUAAAUCAUUGGCUAAUUUAUUCCAUAUAAACUUCAAAAAAAGUGGGUUAUAAGACACUGCUUUAGACUCUUGCCCCUCCAAAUCUUCUCUCAAAGAUCUGAAUUUAGUGAGUGAAACAGCUGCUACAUACAUAUGCAGAAUGUGUAAGAAACAAAAAACCAACUGCUAUAUGAAAAUAUUGUUAAGAUAAAGCAAGUUAUUUCUUUUUGCUUCAGCUCAUUUUCUACAUUUUUAAAACACUGUGGAAAAAACCUCAAUGAAAUCAUCAACAAGAACUACAACUAAAUAUUGUUAAAUUAGCAAAAGGCUUUCCUUACAUAAAUUACAUCUAUGAAGGCAAAAGGUGACGGUAAAAACAGUAAGAUUCAUACGCCUAAGGUUAUACAAAGCUAUCCAUUUGUGAAACAAAGACACAUAUUGAAAAUAGGUCACAAAGAUAUUUUAACUAUCCCUAUUUUAUAAACACUAACUGAUGUGACUUUAUUUUAUAAAUCACAACCAUCCUGACAGUGGAUUUAAACAAGAUUUUUUUUAGUAAUGGGAAAAUGCAAUGAACAUGGAGGCGAUAGUCACUAAGAACUGCUGAAUGGCAGAACACUAUUUGCUCUAGCUUUAUGUUCUGGCUUGUCUAUAUUGCUUGAACUUCAUUUUGUCUUUAUAUUAAGGGAAGAAAUUUCAACAGAUUUGGGUUUGAGAUACCCUCAAAUGGUAAUGUAUUUCUGUCUCAAAUCUGUUUCUUAAUACCAUCCAUAUAAGAUUCCUUCAAUGACUUGAAGAUCCAAUUUCCCAACUAGUAUUCUUUUCCACACUUAAUCCAGUUCCUAAAGAUUCUUUAAGAACCUUUAAGAAUCUUAGCCAGGUACAGUGGCUCACUCCUGUAAUCUCAGCCUUUGGGAGGCAAAGGUGGGCAGAUCAUCUGAGGUCAGGAGUUCAAGACCAGCCUGGCC
This is a messenger RNA of Cebus imitator (Panamanian white-faced capuchin), 2717 nucleotides long. RefSeq names its product LRP2 binding protein (gene LRP2BP). Gene Ontology annotation, molecular function: protein binding. NCBI's taxonomy places the organism in Eukaryota, Metazoa, Chordata, Mammalia, Primates, Cebidae. The record is from RefSeq and is a predicted model, not a curated record. Bases 110 to 1156 code for a protein of 348 amino acids. The transcript is spliced from 9 exons.